AUGAAAUGCAAUGAACAAGUCGUGGCUCUUGUAAUGAGUUUAACAAAUGAAGUCAACGAAAAUGAAAGCAGCAGUUUAAAAGUUGUAUUGGAGGCUAUUAACGAAUGUGAAAGACAAAAGUGUGAUUUUCACUCACGGUUUGACCAAUUUGAAUUUGUAUUACAAUGGUAUUGGUGGUGCCGGUGCUACAUCUAUUGCUGAGGCCAAAGGUCAAAGUCAACAAGACGCUAACCAAUCUGGAUUUGUCUGACAAUGGUAUGAGUGAAGCCGGCGCAACAUCUAUUGCUGAGGUAAUCAAGUUCAAC
Molecule: messenger RNA, 305 nt
Organism: Pocillopora meandrina
Lineage: Eukaryota; Metazoa; Cnidaria; Anthozoa; Scleractinia; Pocilloporidae
Source: the annotation of a GenBank genome assembly